Molecule: messenger RNA, 1395 nt
Organism: Cercospora beticola
Lineage: Eukaryota; Fungi; Ascomycota; Dothideomycetes; Mycosphaerellales; Mycosphaerellaceae
Biological process (GO): fatty acid beta-oxidation; phenylacetate catabolic process
Cellular component (GO): peroxisome
Molecular function (GO): acetyl-CoA C-acyltransferase activity
Source: RefSeq, a predicted model, not a curated record
CAGAUUCAUUGUUCCAGUUCGCACUUCACUUCUCCUUCAACUCCUCGAAGACAGAACAGAAAACACAAUGGCGAACCAAAGCACAACCGCAGCCGCGCAAGGCCGAGUCCAGCAAGUCGUUGGCCACAUGCAAGCUACAGGCAAAGCAGGCCUGCUUGAGAAGCGUCCCGAUGAUAUCGUUGUCACCUGCGCACUCCGAACAGCCAUCACAAAAGGCGGCCGAGGAGGCUUCAAGGAUACUGCGGGUGCAGAUUUGCUCCACGGUGCUUUCAAGGGCCUGAUCGAGCGCUCCGGCAUCGAUCCAGCUCUGGUCGAAGAUGUUUCAGUAGGGUGCGUCCUGGCUCCAGGUGGAGGUGCAACAGAAUUCCGAGCAGCGGCUCUUGCAGCCGGGUUUCCAGACAGCACGGCAGUCAAGAGCCUGAACAGACAAUGCAGUUCUGGUCUGCAGGCAUGUGCCGAAAUCGCCAACGCCAUCAAAGCAGGCAUGAUCGAGAUCGGUGUGGGAGCUGGUGUGGAGAGCAUGAGCACACAGUACGGACCACAAGCUGUCACUGAAUUCAGUGACCUGCUCGAGGGCCACAAGGCCGCAGCCGAGUGCAAGGUGCCUAUGGGUCUUCUCAGUGAGAACAUGGCCAAGGACAAGGGAAUCACAAGGGCCGCGCAAGAUCAGUUCGCAGCAGACAGCUACAAGAAGGCUGGUCAGGCGAACAAAGCAGGACUCUUUAAGGAAGAAAUCUACCCAUUGAAGGUCAAGUGGACAGACCCAAAGACCGACGAGGAGAAGGAGAUCACUGUUGCUGCCGAUGAUGGUGUCCGCGAGGUCACUGUGGAGUCGCUGGGCAAGAUCAAGGCUGCAUUCUCCAAGGACGGCUCUAUCCACGCCGGCAACGCAUCUCAAAUCUCGGAUGGCGCCGCCGCAGUGCUCCUGAUGAAGCGCAGCACAGCCGAGCGUCUUGGACAAAAGAUUAUGGGCAAGUACGUGACAGCAUCAGUGGUUGGUGUCCCACCACUUCUCAUGGGCAUUGGUCCUUGGAAAGCCAUUCCAGAGGCUCUCAAGAAGGCCGGUAUUACCAAGGAUGAUGUGGACAUUUACGAGAUCAACGAGGCUUUUGCAUCGCAAUGUUUGUGGUGCGCCAACGAACUUGGCCUGCCUGCAGAGAAGAUCAACCCCAAGGGCGGUGCAAUCGCAUUCGGACACCCGCUCGGCUGUACUGGAGCUCGACAAGUUAGCACCCUGCUGUACGAGCUGAAGAGAACGAACAAGAAGAUUGGCUUGACAUCUAUGUGUGUCGGCACAGGAAUGGGUAUGGCUGCUGUUUGGGUCGCAGAAUAGAUACAUGUAUGAUACCUCUUGGACCACUUCACGUUAUAUUAGAUCAAAGAAGCAUAUCUCAA